Cuscuta epithymum is the source of this 1230-nucleotide messenger RNA. The record is from the annotation of a GenBank genome assembly. NCBI's taxonomy places the organism in Eukaryota, Viridiplantae, Streptophyta, Magnoliopsida, Solanales, Convolvulaceae.
CUUCAUUUGUUGGAAAUAUUCUAUAAUAGAAUCAUCACUAAUAGUUUUGGUCUAUUUAAUUAAAAUAGGCCAAAACGACGUAGUUUUGGUCUAUUUAAUUAAAAUAGUUUUGGAAAACAAAAAAGUAGCCUGGGGAUUCGAACAUGGUACCUCCAGCAACAUAGAAACCAAAUUCCCGCAUGUGCUCCCGUUCCCCUGCUACAUUCUUCUGGUUCUUACGUCAUUUUGUAUGUAAAUAUACACUCACUAAUUAAUUUUAUAUAAUAUAUAUAUAAUAUAUAUAGGUAUUUUUUUCGAGGUGGACGGGGUCCCGGGACCCCAUGGGACCCUUACCGGGUCCGCCUCUGUUACCAAAUAUGAUAUAGAACAAAUUUAGAGGGACGAGUGGAAAAGAAAAAAUUACAGAAAAGUGUCAAAUUGGCCCUCGUACUUUGUACGGAUAGUCAAUUAUACCCAUGUACUUUAAGUUUCAUCAAUUAAGUCCUCCUACUUUGAAUUUUCAUCAAAACCGACUUUUAGCAGGUAACCCACCAGUCAGCAGGUUACCUCCUAGUGUGGCGCACACAUGGCCUGACACGGCGCACACGUGGCGAGCCCCAUCAGUUUUUUCUUUUCUUUUCCCAUUUCCCUUUUCCUUUUUCAUUUUCCGUUUCUUUUUUUUUUCUUUUUCCCCUUUAUUUCUUUGUCUUCACCCGCCAACCCUUCAACCCUUCUUCUUGGAGAGACUCGUCAGCAUGAACAGUAGUCUUCAAAAAUGGAGAGUGCUCGGAAAAUUAAACUAAAAAUAUGAGGAGGUGUGCCUAUUCACGGAGACCUCCUUUACAUAUUUUAAUUUUUGUGCCAAGCCCCCGGAGUCGCCGAAAAAAAUGCCGGAGAUGUCCAAAAAUGAGAAAUUUCGACAAACUGUAAAAUGGCCCCCAAAUCUCGUCCCCAGCUUCUCAAAAUCGAUAUGGAGCGUUGUUCCUAGCCAACAAACUCCAAUCUAGUCUCAUAAAUGAAUAAAAAUUGCCCACAUUUGAGUCAUGAGCAAUAAUCGAUUUCGCAUAAAUAGUGUUUCUUGCUCUGGCCGUUAAAGGUGAAAGAAAGGGAAAUGAGAGAAAGAAAUAAAGAAAGUAAGAUGAUUGAGGUAUUUUUUGCAGGGGAGAUGAGGGGGUUGGAGGUUUAAUUUUUUUGCAAGGCUUGGAGGAAGAAGACGGGGUUGGGUCUUGCAGAAGGGGAAAUGCAGGGCCG